AUGCAUCACAAUUUCGAAGCAGUGGAAAAACCACCCCUAAGGGGUAGUCCAACUAUGCGAUUUCUACGUUCAAACGCUUUGACACUAGCGACAAUAGCGGGCGUAGUACUCGGAACAGCUUUAGGAUUUAUAUUGAGAGCUUCCAAAGAAAGUUGGUCAGCUAGAGAACGCAUGUACGUCGGAUUUAUCGGAGAGAUAUUUUUGUCGAUGCUAAAAUCGCUUAUUAUACCUUUAAUAAUAUCUUGUUUGGUUUCAGCCAUUUGCAGCUUGGACUUAUCUCUAUCCAGAAAAGUGGCUUUUAGAGCUAUAGCCUAUUAUCUCACAACAACAUUUGCCUCAGUAGUACUUGGUAUUAUUGUAGUAGUCACGAUUCAGCCAGGAGUAGGAAAAACUAUUGAAAGUACCGACGAAUCAACAACAACUUACAAUAGCAGAAACACAACAACCACUGAUACUUUACUGGAUCUUAUUAGAAACAUGUUCCCACCCAACUUGAUUGAAGCUACAAUGUAUCAACAUCGAACUAAACUAGUUGAAGUAAACAAUUCUGAUCCAGACGAUCUUUACACUUUCGCUAUUGGCAGCGAAGUUACUCAAACGACCAACAUUAUGGGUUUAGUGGUAGCCUCGGCGGCCAUUGGUAUAGCUUUGGGGCAAAUGGGCGACCAAACCAGAACCAUGUCGAACUUUUUCAACGAUUUAUUAGCUAUGAUGAUGAAGAUCACUUCUUGGGUGAUCACGCUGUCGCCUGUCGGCAUCAUGUUUUUGGUGUGCUCGGAAAUUUUGAAGAUUAAAAAUCUCGCUACGGUACUCAGUGGUUUAGGCUUGUACUUCAUGACAGUACUUGUAGGAUUGUUCAUUCAAGGCUUCAUAGUCCUGCCGAUUUUAUAUUUCGCUUUGACGAAAAGAAAUCCAUUCACUUACAUUAAGUGCCUAGGAACCGCCAUCGUUACAGCUUUUGGUACUGCUUCAAGUACUGCCACCCUUCCAAUUACGAUCCGAUGCUUGGAAGAAAAACUAGGAAUCGACCCCUAG
Ceutorhynchus assimilis (cabbage seed weevil) is the source of this 1035-nucleotide messenger RNA. Lineage: Eukaryota; Metazoa; Arthropoda; Insecta; Coleoptera; Curculionidae. The record is from the annotation of a GenBank genome assembly.